AGAAUCACCACCUAACCGCCGGGCCAAACUACGGCCAGAGUUGUGCUACGUGGUUACGUCGGCUGCCGUCGAAAUGCCACCGAAAAAGAAGGGCAACAAAAAGAACCAGGACUGGGAGGACGACGAUCAGUCGGAGAAAUCGUCGAUCGUACUGGAUCCACCCGCUGGUGGCGGUGGUAAAAGUGCGAAAAAGAAGGGAGGCAAAGUUGACAACGUGGUAGAUUCGGACGAUGAAAGUGUGCCAGCUGGACGGGGCAAAAAGGGCGCAGCAUCUGCACCGGCCAGCUCCGGAGCUGGUGGUAAAAAGGGCAAAAAAGGCAGAAAAGGUGAUGACGAUUGGAGUGAUAAUGAGGAACCACCGGCGGCGGCGAGUAAAGGGCGCAGCAAGGCACCACCGAUUGUGGAUUCCGAUGAGGAGGAGAAGAAACCGGCCGUAAAAUCGGGUCAGGGCAAGAAGGAACAGAAGAAGGCACCGGCGAAGGCCAAAGGAAAGGGCAAGAAGGAUGACGAUUGGUCGGAUAAGGAAGAGAAGGAGAUCGAUCUACUAGCGGGCGGUGGCGGUGCAUCGGACGAUGACGAGGAUGACGAUGGGGACCGGAUGUUGGCCAUGAUGAGCAAAAAGGGGGCCAAAAAGAAGCAGCAGCAAACGGCCAAAAGCAAAAAGGUGGCCGCUAAACGGCAGGAUUCGGAGGAGGAAGACUGUGAAGAAGAGCUGGAGAGUGAACCGGAAGUAGUGCCAUCGAAAGUGGAGGUUCAACCAAAGGAAACACCCAAAGCAACGCCAGCACCGCCGGAAGUGAAGAAGGAUGAACCGGCCAAACCAGCCCCCGAGGUGGAAAAGCAGCUGGAACCAGCCAAACCUCCCCCCGAGGCGGGAAAGCCGGUGAAACCCAAAGUAGAAGCUCAACCUGAGCCAGAACCGGAACCCGAAAGUGAACGUCAAGCGAGCCCCGAUCCAGAAGUUGAUGAGAUGGCGGAUAGGGUGGCCGAAGAACUGUCCUUGGACGAUGCGGGCGAAGAGAAGGAGAAAAAGUUGACGCACAAGGAAAAAAAGAAGCUCAAGAAGCAGCAAGAGUUCGAGAAAAUGCAGGAAGCGAUGCUUCGGAAGGGUGGCCAGGGCCAUUCGGAUCUGGAUAGCAACUUUACGAUGUCGCAAGCCCUGAAGACGGGCAACCAGAGCAAGCACCAGGAGCAUGCGGUUGAUAUAAAGAUCGAAAAUUUUACCAUUUCGGCCAAGGGUAACGAUCUGUUCGUGAACGCGAACCUGCUGAUUGCCAACGGGCGCCACUACGGGCUGGUUGGUCCGAACGGCCACGGCAAGACGACGCUGCUGCGUCACAUCGCUAACCGUGCCUUUGCCAUUCCGCCCAACAUCGAUGUGUUGCUCUGCGAACAGGAGGUGGUGGCGGACGAAACAUCCGCCGUCGAGACCGUGCUGAAGGCGGACGUGAAGCGCACGGCGCUGCUGAAAGAGUGCAAGGAACUGGAGGAUGCGGUCGAGAGUGGCAAAAUCGAACUACAAGAUAAGCUGCAGGAGGUUUACAACGAGCUGAAGGCGAUCGGGGCCGAUUCCGCGGAACCGCGCGCCCGCCGUAUCUUGGCGGGGUUGGGUUUUUCGCGCGCAAUGCAAAACCGUCCUACGAACGCGUUUUCCGGUGGCUGGCGUAUGCGUGUGUCGCUCGCCAGGGCUCUGUUUAUCGAACCGACGCUGCUGCUGCUCGAUGAACCGACGAACCAUCUCGAUCUGAACGCCGUCAUUUGGCUGGACAACUAUCUGCAGGGCUGGAAGAAGACGCUGCUGAUCGUUUCUCACGAUCAGUCGUUCCUGGACAAUGUGUGCAACGAGAUCAUCCACUUGGACACCAAGAAGCUGUACUAUUACAAGGGCAACUACACGAUGUUCAAGAAGAUGUACGUUCAGAAGCGCAAGGAGAUGGUCAAGGACUACGAGAAGCAGGAGCGCCGGUUGAAGGAGCUGAAGGCACACGGACAGUCAAAGAAGGCAGCCGAGAAGAAGCAGAAGGAGAACUUAACUCGCAAACAGGAGAAGGGCCGCACUAAGAACCAGAAACCGGGCGAAGAGGACGAGGGCCCGGUUGAGCUGCUGUCCCGACCGAAGGAAUACAUCGUGGAUCUCUCCGGUGGCCAGAAGGCUCGUGUUGCGCUGGCGGAAUUGUGUCUCAAUGCGCCCGACGUGCUGAUUCUCGAUGAACCGACCAACAAUCUGGACAUUGAGUCGAUCGAUGCCCUUGCCGAUGCAAUCAACGAUUACAAGGGCGGCGUGAUAAUCGUUUCGCACGACGAACGUUUAAUUCGGGAGACCGAGUGUGCCCUGUACGUGAUCGAGGACCAGACGAUCAACGAGGUGGACGGUGAUUUCGACGAUUACCGAAAGGAGGUGUUGGACAGCUUGGGCGAGAUUAUCAACAACCCGAGUAUAUCGGCCAACGCCGCGGUGCUGCAGUGAUCGCUUGGCGGUGGCAACAAGACCGCGGUGGAAUUAGUGUUGCUUCUGCGUCCUGUUUUUAUUAUUACGUUUAAAUAUAUACACAAUUUGCCUC
Molecule: messenger RNA, 2561 nt
Organism: Anopheles cruzii
Lineage: Eukaryota; Metazoa; Arthropoda; Insecta; Diptera; Culicidae
Product: ATP-binding cassette sub-family F member 1
Exons: 1
Coding region: 74-2467 (797 amino acids)
Molecular function (GO): ATP hydrolysis activity; ATP binding
Source: RefSeq, a predicted model, not a curated record